AUGCAACUCAGCCUUGUCAUUGUACUGGGCUCUCUUUUGCUAUGGACUUGCUUUGCGGUUUUCAAACGUCUCACUCAAAUCUCCAUCGCCACGGUUAGAGGGCCCAAAACGACAUCAUGGCUUCUAGGCAACAUGCCGGACCUCUUUAGUGGGCAGGUUGGCGAAAUAGAGUCAACGUGGACGGAGAUGUAUGGCGGCAUCGUCAGAUUCCGGGGCUCGUUUGGGGAAGACCGUCUCCUGGUCACAGACCCAAAAGCGUUGCACCAUAUUUACCAUGUCGCUGGGUAUGGUUUCUUGAAACAAGUCGAAAGGAGCGAGAUUAGCCGCCUGAUUAGUGGGCGUGGCUUACUUUGGGCUGACGGCGACGACCACAAACGCCAUCGAAAGGUGUUGGCUCCUGGGUUCACCGUUUCGCAAGCAAAAUCUUUCCUGCCGUUGUUUUUUUCGUAUGCCGCACAGAUAACUGCAAAAUGGAAAGAGAUUAUCGACAACACUACCAGCGCGGACCACUCUGCCGUUUUCAACCUCGUAGAAUGGGCCUCACGCGCCACACUCGACGUAAUUGGAGAAGCCGCAUUUGACUAUUCUUUUGGGGCAAUGGACAACGUGGACAAUCCCGUGGGCACUGCAUACAGAAAUGUCCUGAUGAAAACCUUCGGGACCCCUUCCAACUCCAGUUUAUUGUCUCAUGGCUUGAUCCAGUAUAUCCCUCGGUUGAUCCGUGAAUUUGUGGUCGACAACAUCCCUUCGGCUGGUCUUGAGCAUGUGCGCCAUACAACGAAAGUGACGACUGAAGUAGCCCGCGACCUUGUCGCUGCGAAAUCAGCAGCGUUGUUAGAGGGCAAAGGCAGUCGCGAUAUUAUGAGCUUGCUUGUGAAAGCAAAUGCGUCAAAUGAUGUCAAGACCAGACUCACCGAAGACGAGUUGCUCUCCCAAAUGCGCACCAUCAUCCUGGCUGCACACGAAACCACCGCCAAUACGAUCGCAUUGGGGCUUCUGGAAUUAGCGAAACAUCCUGCCACACAAACGCGGCUCCGAAACGAGAUUCGACGAAUGGAAGCAACGAUAGCGGCGCGAGGCGGCUACACGUUUACCACAGGCGAUCUUGACGCGAUGCCCUAUUUGAAUGCCGUCCUGAAAGAAAUCCUCCGGCUUCAUCCUGCCUCGUUCAACAACUUCAGAAGAAGCGCGACAGACGACGUUCUUCCACUUUCGCGUCCGAUAACACUGACUUCCGGAGAAGUCGUCAACGAACUGCCAAUACCCAAGGGCAUGAACAUCGUCGUAUCAAUCGCUGUUUACAACCGCAACAAGGACGUGUUUGGCCCAGACGCAAAUGUUUUCAACCCAGAACGCUGGCUGGACGGCUCGAUGCGCAAGCCGGAAAUUCCACUUGGGACAUAUUCUAAUCUAUUGACUUUUGCAGGAGGAGUAAGGAAUUGCAUCGGGUGGAAAUUUGCAAUCCUUGAAUUACAGGCCUUCCUGAUUGAGCUUGUCGGUACCUUCGAGUUUGCGCUGACACCUGAGGCACUGCGUCUCCGCCGAGAAAAGUGCAUACUUAUGGCACCAAGUGUCGAGGGACAGCGCGACAAGGGAGUCCAGCUGCCGCUCCGUGUGUCCAUUGCGUCACGGAAUGAGGAGUUUGAAUGA
Molecule: messenger RNA, 1650 nt
Organism: Mycena indigotica
Lineage: Eukaryota; Fungi; Basidiomycota; Agaricomycetes; Agaricales; Mycenaceae
Product: PseudoU-synth-2 domain-containing protein
Exons: 13
Coding region: 1-1650 (549 amino acids)
Molecular function (GO): iron ion binding; monooxygenase activity; heme binding
Source: RefSeq, a predicted model, not a curated record